GUUGGCGUGGCUGUAGUGGCUGUAGUCGCAACAAGCGCCACGCGUGGUUGGCCUGUUAAUGUAUGGAAACAGCUAUAGCAGCCAUACCAAACCCACCCUUUGUAUCUUCUACCGCCUCUUCUCUCCCUUCCCUCGUACUUCGGACCCGGCGUCACCCUCGUACCUCGCAUCCCUCGCAUACUUCGCAUGUAUAACCCCACCGAGCGGACGCAUCAAGCUCCGGCGAAGAAAGUUAUGGACAGUCUCUCAACAGAGGCAAAAAACAACUGUCAUACAUAAUAACAACCACUCAAAACAACCACACCCCUCCCAAACUCCGUAGCAUAUCUAAUUAAAUCUUGGGUUACCUCCGUACCCUAUCUCCAUAUUCUACUUUGCUUGUCACAUAUAUACCUAUCGUGCCCUCUCCCUCUUCUUGCUCUUUGUCCCUUUCUCUUCUUCUACUAUACGCUUUUGCAUAAAUAAUUUACCCCACACGAACGACGACACGGUUGAAUACCGAACCGCGUGUGCAAACCGGCUAUAACAUAAUACGGCGCUCCUUGCUUCUACUUCUAAUCUCCAUGUCUGUCUGAGACUUUUUCAUUCUUCAUUCAGAGCGUAACACACACUGCAAAAGCACAGCACAGGAGCUGGUGCCACCGCUCCCCACGCUGCUGCAGCCAUGGGGUCUCACCCCUCCGAAAAAGACCUCGAGGUCCCGACAGCCACCCCCUCCACAAACGGCGACUCGUCUACCGACGACGUCGAGAGCGCCAACUACCGCAAGGCCGUCGACAACAAGGAGACCGGGUCGCCUGCCCACAAGGACGAGGCCGACCUCAAGAAACUCGACUCCAAUGUCAUUAAAGUCAAGGACGAGGACGACGAUCCCUUCCGCCACUUGCCAGCCGACGAGGCUGAGAUCCUGAAGCGACAGGUCGAUAUUCCCGUCGUCACCUCCACAUACUGGACCCUGUACCGCUAUGCCACCUUCAACGACAAGCUUAUCAUCGCGCUGAGCUGCGUCUGCGCCAUCGCGGCCGGCGCGGCGCUGCCUCUCAUGACCAUUGUCUUUGGUAACCUGGCGGGCCAGUUCCAGGGCCUCUUCCUCGGGUCGAUCCCCAAGGAGGAAUUCAAGGGGAUUCUCUCACACAAUGUUUUGUAUUUUAUCUAUAUCGCCGUCGCCGAGUUCGUUACGGUCUACAUCUUCACGGUCGGGUUUAUCUAUACGGGAGAGCAUAUGAGCGGGAAGAUCAGAGAGCGCUAUUUGGAGGCGUGUAUGAGGCAGAAUGUUGGGUUCUUCGAUAAGCUUGGUGCCGGUGAGAUUACCACGCGCAUCACGGCGGAUACGAAUCUGGUGCAGGACGGUAUGUCUGAGAAGGUCGGCCUCACCCUUGCGGCAGUGGCGACUUUCGUCACGGCCUUCGUCAUUGGUUUCAUCAAGUACUGGAAACUCACUCUCAUCCUGUCUUCCACGGUCUUUGCGAUCGUCUUCCUCAUGGGCGGCCUGUCGCGCUUCAUCGUCAAGUAUAACAAGAAAUCCCUCGAGUCGUACGCCCUGGGCGGCACCAUCGCCGAGGAGGUCAUCAGCUCCAUCCGCAAUGCGACCGCCUUCGGCACACAAGACAAGCUGGCCAGGCAGUACGAUCUGCAUCUCGCCGAGGCCGAGAAGUGGGGUUACAAGGUCAAGGUCAUUCUCGGGUUCAUGAUCGGAGGCAUGAUGGGUAUCGUGUAUCUCAACUACGGUCUUGCUUUCUGGCAGGGCGCCAAGAUGAUCGUUAACGGCGAGACGGCGCUCAGCAACAUUUUGACGACCCUGCUGGCUAUCAUGAUUGGUGCUUUCUCGUUCGGAAACGUCGCGCCUAACAUCCAGGCUUUCACCACUGCUACGUCUGCUGCUGCAAAGAUCUUCAACACUAUCGAUCGCGUGUCUCCGCUGGACUCCUCGGACGAUAAGGGAAUCAAGCUCGAGCACGUUGAGGGAACCGUCGAGCUCCGCAAUAUCAAGCACAUCUACCCCUCGCGCCCUGAAGUCACCGUUAUGGAGGACGUCAGCCUUUUGAUCCCAGCUGGUAAGAAGACCGCUCUCGUUGGCGCAUCUGGUUCCGGAAAGAGUACCAUUGUUGGUCUCGUCGAGCGCUUCUACGAUCCCGUCAAGGGUAACGUGUACCUUGAUGGCCACGAUGUCAGCACGCUCAACCUCAAGUGGCUGCGCAGCAACAUCUCCCUUGUCGCCCAGGAGCCCGUCCUCUUCGGCACUACUAUCCUGGAGAACAUCCUCCACGGUCUCAUCGGCACCAAGUACGAGCACGAGAGUCUCGAGAAGAAGACCGAGCUCGCUGUGGAGGCAUCCAAGAUGGCCAAUGCCCACGAGUUCGUUACAGGUCUUCCCGAGGGAUACCAGACUCAUGUUGGUGAGCGUGGAUUCCUGCUCAGUGGAGGCCAGAAACAGCGUAUUGCCAUUGCUCGCGCGAUGAUCUCGGAUCCUAAGAUUCUGCUCCUCGAUGAGGCUACAUCUGCUCUUGAUACCAAGUCUGAGGGUGUUGUCCAGGCUGCACUCGAAGUCGCGGCUGCUGGGAGAACUACUAUUACUAUCGCUCAUCGUCUGUCUACUAUUAAGGAUGCCGACAAUAUCGUCGUUAUGCAGGAAGGUCGCAUCAUCGAACAGGGUACCCACGAUCAACUUUUGGAAGCUCAAGGCGCGUACUUCAGACUCGUCGAGGCGCAGAAGAUUGCCGCUGUCAACGCCGUCACCGCCGAGGAACAGGCAGCUAUUGACGCCGAUGAUGAGAAACUCGCUCGCCACAUCUCCGAAACCGCAGGACAGGAUUACAUCGAAGACCCAGAUGACAAGAACAUCGCCAACAAGCUGAACCGCACCGCGACCGAGAAAUCCCAAUCCAGCGUAGCCCUCCAGAAGCGCGUUACCGAAGGGGAGCAGACCUACUCCCUCUGGACCCUCAUCAAGCUCGUCGCCUCCUUCAACAAGAAAGAAACGCACCUCAUGCUCGUUGGUCUCUUCUGGGCCAUCAUCUGCGGUGGCGGCAACCCCACCCAAGCCGUCUUCUUCGCCAAGCAAAUCCUAACCCUCUCCUUCGCGCCCACCGCCUCCUCCCCCGCCCAGGUCAUCAGCGACUCCAACUUCUGGAGUCUAAUGUACCUCAUGCUGGCCAUCGUGCAAUUUAUCGCCUUCGCCAUCCAAGGGUGGGCCUUCGCAUUCUGCUCCGAGCGUCUCGUCCACCGCGUGCGCGACCAGGCUUUCCGCUCCAUGCUGCGCCAGGACAUCGCCUUUUUUGACCGCGACGAGAAUUCCGCAGGCGCACUGACAUCUUUCCUCUCGACCGAGACGACGCACAUCGCCGGUCUCUCCGGCGCCACCCUGGGCACGAUUCUCACCGUCGUCGUGACCCUCAUCGCCGCCCUCGCCGUCUCCAUCGCAAUCGGCUGGAAGCUCUCCCUCGUCGUCGCCUCUACAAUCCCCAUCCUCCUCGGCUGCGGCUUCCUCCGCUUCUGGGUCCUGGCGCAAUUCCAGAGCCGUUCGAAGAAGGCAUACGAGUCCUCCGCUAGUUACGCGUGUGAAGCCACAUCAGCUAUCCGCACCGUCGCUUCGCUCACCCGCGAGAACGACGUGCUGGACAAAUACAAGGAGCAGCUCGCCUCGCAGGCAAGCGUCUCCCUCAGAUCCACACUCCACUCCUCCACCCUCUACGCCGCCUCGCAAUCGAUGACCCUCCUCGUCAUGGCCCUCGGGUUCUGGUACGGAGGCACUUUGCUCAUCAACAAGGAAUACACAAUCUUCCAAUUCUUCCUCUGCUUCGCCUCCAUUAUCUUCGGUGCCCAGUCCGCCGGAACCGUUUUCUCCUUCGCCCCCGACAUGGGCAAGGCCAAGGAAUCCGCCCGCGCCCUCAAGGUCCUCUUUGAUCGCGUCCCGGCUAUCGAUUCCUGGUCCACUGAGGGAGAACACCUCGAGUCUAUGGAUGGGACGAUUGAAUUCCGCGAUGUCCAUUUCCGCUACCCCACUCGCCCAGAACAGCCCGUCCUCCGCGGCCUAAACCUCACCGUCAAGCCAGGCCAAUACGUCGCCCUAGUCGGUGCCUCCGGGUGCGGGAAAUCCACGACCAUCGCGCUUUUGGAGCGUUUCUACGACCCCCUCGUCGGCGGUGUCUUCGUGGAUGGGAAGGAGAUUUCCACGCUCAAUAUCGCGAAUUACCGCUCCUACCUCGCCCUCGUCAGCCAGGAACCUACGCUCUACCAGGGCUCGAUCAGGGAUAACAUCUUGUUGGGAGCAGACCGCGAUGACGUCCCUGAUUCCGAAAUCGAGCAUGCGUGUCGCGAGGCCAAUAUCUACGAUUUCAUCAUGUCCCUCCCCGACGGCUUCGGUACCGUCGUCGGUAGCAAAGGCUCUAUGUUGUCUGGUGGGCAGAAACAGCGUAUCGCCAUCGCGCGCGCCUUACUUCGCGACCCCAAGAUUUUACUGCUGGAUGAGGCCACGUCAGCGCUGGAUUCGGAGUCUGAGCAUGUGGUGCAGGCGGCGCUGGAUGCGGCUGCGAAGGGGAGGACGACGGUUGCGGUGGCGCAUAGGCUGUCGACGAUUCAGAAGGCGGAUGUGAUUUAUGUGUUUGAUCAGGGGAGGGUGGUGGAGCAGGGGACGCAUGGGGAGUUGAUGAAACGGGCGGGACGGUAUGCGGAGUUGGUUAAUUUGCAGCAGUUGGGGAGGAAUAAUUAGGUGUCUGCCUGAUGUGUGUUGUGUAAUUAUAAUUUCGAUUUGGAAGUGGGAGAUGUGGGAGAUGUAGGGAGGAUGGAUGGGGAGAUUUUUACAUGGCCGUCUUGGGGGAUAGAGAGAUGGUUUGGCGUUCACACAUAUUUUUUUUUGUAUAAGGGAGGAGAGAGAGAGAGAGUUGGAUGAAUGUCGAGAUACCACGGCCAUCGAAGCCAGGGGAAGAAGGGAAGGGGAAGCUCAACUCAGUUACGCACACCAUCAUCUGCACAACGUCUGCGAUGGGGACGGAUUUUUUUAAUUGUCAUCAUGUUAGCAUAUCAUCAUAUCGUAUAUAUAUAUUUAUAGGAACAUAAACAUCAUAUAAGAAGAAGUAUCUACGACAGCGAUCUAUGUACAGCGCGCAUUAGUACGGUGUGAUGUGAGGGAAAAUAGCACCACUCCUCCUUCGGGGCCGGCUUUAGACAUGAGAUAUUCCAAUCCCGCCAGUUAUCCAAUACCUACA
Molecule: messenger RNA, 5204 nt
Organism: Pseudogymnoascus verrucosus
Lineage: Eukaryota; Fungi; Ascomycota; Leotiomycetes; Thelebolales; Thelebolaceae
Gene: MDR1
Product: GTPase-activating protein
Exons: 1
Coding region: 665-4708 (1347 amino acids)
Biological process (GO): transmembrane transport
Cellular component (GO): membrane
Molecular function (GO): ATP binding; ABC-type transporter activity; ATP hydrolysis activity
Source: RefSeq, a predicted model, not a curated record